AUCCCGUUUCAUUCGAUCGAACCGCUUUAAAUCCUGUUCUGACACGGAAGUAAGAAAAACGGUUCGAGGAAAAUAUCGAGGAUGAAGAGGCACCUCGACUGAGAUCGAAGGAUUGUCGCGACAAAUUCGGUGUUGUGUCGUGCACUUAUUGUACGGGGAUCAACGGACGGGAACGCGCGCACGCUGUUGGCCUGAACCAAUCGGCCCGGUGACCAGUUUGUGUGUACAGUGGCCACAUAGGUAAAUAAGAGUUCAAGGUCGGCGGACGGUAUUCGACCUAGCCUCGUUUACGCGUUCGAAAAAGUUAUUGGCACGAAGACCACGAGGGUAGAGAUAUCCCGUUAUUCUACGUUAAUCCACCGUCGCUUGCCGAAUAGACCACAAUUUCGUGAAACAUUCACGUCGUCGAGAAAGAAAGGGAAGAGGCACCAGGCAGGGGAACCGUGUGUUCAACCACGAUCGUUCCACGGGCCUCUAGCGAGAAGCGGAGCCGUGGUUCUGCCCACUGAGGACUGUCACAGUAUUUCGGGACCGUGAUCCAAAGUGCACGGGAUACACGGAGAGCAUAAAUAAAUAUACUCGCGUGUGCUGCUGGCCCCGUCAGAAGCCGUUGGGGACCGUCAUUCGUCUGUGAUUCCAUUCGGUCGUAUGCGUGUCGGCACAGGAGCAGUGUUUGUUUCUUUCUUCACAGUGUAUAACCGGCGGUGUAUAUACUUCUCGCGUUCUGUUUUUUCGUGGUAGUCGUCGCCGCGUUGGCGAAAGAGGAACAGGAGACGGUAGUCUCAGUGGUGAAAGAGAGAGAAGGAGAGAGAGAGAGAGAGAGAGAGAGAGAGGGAGAGAAAGGUCGAGAAAAAAGAAGAAAACGUCAACAGAGGUGGCGAAGGAAACCAGGCAAAAAAAAGCUGCACGGAGUAAAGAGAGAAAAAGGGAAGCGAAGGAAAGUUGUGUGUGCCCCGGUGUAUGCGCGGUGGUGUCGCGGUGCCGCGUCCGGCACUGAUUCCGAAUAUUUCUCAUUUUCCGCGCGGCUACGUUAAAAAGUACUGGCCCCCAAAUGCGCGUACCGCAAAUCCUGUUUCAUGUUCAUGUUCUGGAGCAAACGGACGGCGCUCACUAGACGUCUCCUAAAGGCCAAGGUCCGUGGAGAGCAUGAAACCGAGUGUGAAGCUCAAGAGGAUUCGUCACGUAUUCAUCGCGCAAACACGAGCGGCACCGACAACGACACGAGCAACGUGACGGCAACGACAGGCCAAACAACCAAAGGAGCGCGUGAAGCGUCGUCAGGAGGUGCAGCCGGCGGCGGCUGCGGCGGUAGCGAAGGACGAGGUGGGGGCGGUGGAGGGAGAGUAGGUGGCCGUAUCUCGUCGAGUAGACUACAUCAAGGUUGUUGCCGCGGUGAUCCGACCCAGGACGAUGACGAGGAUCCCGUUCGUUUAUUAAUGUGCAAGGACCUACUCAAGUCGCUCAAGGAAAAUCAGCUAGAGAUGUUGCUCACCGCCGUGGAGAGCUUCGGUGCCGAUCUCGGCUCGUGCGUGCUUGUGCCCCGUCAGCAUCAGCAGGAUGUCUACGAUUCGGACCAACAGCAACAGUACUAUCGUCCUCAUCGUUUGAACUACAACCAUCAUCACAACCACUAUAAUCACCGGCAUCCUCACCAUUACCUUCAUCGGCAUCAUCGUAGACAUCAUCGUUCGUCCUCGUUGGAGAACGACGACGACGAACAGAACUCUGGGUCCGAGGACUCGUGCGCCUCGCAGAUGAGGCCGGAAAGGUGCAGAGUACCGAUUCGGGGCUCGCUCGGCAACGCUCCGAUCGAUCCUCACCUGCUCUGUUGCCAGAUUUGGCGGUGGCCAGAUCUUGCUCACCCGUCCGAGCUCAAGAGACUUCCUGUCUGUCAUUCCGCUAAAGACCCCGUAUACAUAUGCUGUAAUCCUUACCAUUGGAGCCGGCUCUGCAAACCCGAGUCGCCGCCACCCCCCUACUGCCUUAUUGCCGACAGACUGAGACCCGAAGAUCGUGCGCCCAGCGAAGGGGAUCAACGUCGGUGCAAAAACAGCACACCCGUGCCUCUUCCCGGCUCCCUUACCACCAACGGAGAAGGUGAGACGGGUCAGAAGGAAUGGUGUACAUUAGCAUAUUGGGAACUGGGUGGUCGAGUGGGUCGUCUUUACCCUGUGGAGCCUUCAACAGUAAAUGUAUUCGAUUCCCUCCACGAUGGUGAUGGCCUUUGCCUAGCAACGUUAGCCGAAAAUCAUGUUGCAUCGCCUGCAGUCCAAAGAACGAGGAGCAAAAUUGGUCUUGGAUUAAUGCUUAGUCAAGAAACAGACGGUGUGUGGGCAUACAACAGAUCCGAGAGCCCGAUCUUCGUGAAUUCACCAACCCUGGACGAUCCGGAGUCUCGAACGUUGCUCGUCUACCGUGUGCCGCCGGGUUUCUGUCUGAACAUCUUCGACCGCACCAAAAUACUACAGCUUCCAUAUGGCAGUGGUAACACAAGAACAACCAGUCAGGCAGGAGGCUUCGCCUCUGGUCCUGUCGAUAUCAACUCCGUCCGCAUCAGCUUCGCCAAAGGCUGGGGACCCAAGUACUCAAGACAGGAAGUUACGUCUUGUCCGUGUUGGCUCGAAGUACUCCUAGCCCCGUGCAGGUGAUCCCUACGGCCCGUCGUGAAGGUAUUCAGUCACGUCCAUUCGCGCCUCUUCUUCCACCUCGUCGUCCUCCAAGAGGACCGAUCUGUGAAACACGACACGGCAACCGACGAUCCUCCGUCCCGUGGGCUGCCAACGGACACUCGAACGACGUGGAUCGCCGCCAGCAGUCUUACCAAAGUACGCCGCCAUGCGUCCAAGAACAGCGUCGUUUCGUUAAGAGAGGGAAAAUAGGGAAUCACUUGGCAGGAGCGUUUUUCUUUUUCUUUUUUAUAUAUAUAUAUAUAUAUAAUUCUUGUGCCUGCGAACGGUGAACGCACACAGUUCUACGUGGUACUCGAUUCGUUUAGAGCAUCGAAAAAAACUCAUCCAUUCGUUGUCACGGCACCCCCCAACCCUCUCCCCCUGCCCU
This is a messenger RNA of Dufourea novaeangliae, 3057 nucleotides long. RefSeq names its product mothers against decapentaplegic homolog 6 (gene Dad). Bases 1077 to 2648 code for a protein of 523 amino acids. The transcript has 5 exons. Gene Ontology annotation, biological process: SMAD protein signal transduction; transforming growth factor beta receptor signaling pathway; regulation of transcription by RNA polymerase II. Gene Ontology annotation, cellular component: heteromeric SMAD protein complex. Lineage: Eukaryota; Metazoa; Arthropoda; Insecta; Hymenoptera; Halictidae. The record is from RefSeq and is a predicted model, not a curated record. Gene Ontology annotation, molecular function: transcription regulator inhibitor activity; I-SMAD binding.